Messenger RNA from Ciona intestinalis (vase tunicate), 702 nucleotides. RefSeq lists its product as uncharacterized. NCBI's taxonomy places the organism in Eukaryota, Metazoa, Chordata, Ascidiacea, Phlebobranchia, Cionidae. The record is from RefSeq and is a predicted model, not a curated record.
AAUAAAAGGUACAACAUUUUCCCAGCAUUAGGCAUAAACUAAAAUACCACUGCAAAGUGGAGAGCAUUGUAUAACACAUACCUUCUGCAAUGGAAGUUACGACACCUGUGCUCGUCGGUCUUUUAAUCGGAAGCAUCGUCUUGGCUUUUGUUUUGUCUGCUUGCAGCGCUAAAGUGUUUGCGCGUGGGAAAAAGAAGACUAACACACCCGGAAGUGCAGAAUCGACAAGGAAAAGCCUGCACAAUCUUGAAAACGGUCAAUAUAUCUCACCCCCGCCACGCAGCAAUACCCAUCUACCUACAACAAGAUAUUUUAAUGGAAACACAGCGUCCAUCAUGGCCGCUCGACAAAAUCUACAACGAAUCCACUUCGUACCGGUCAAAACGGGUUACAUGCCUAAAGUAUGGCACCCAUCACAUAGGAGCCAAAUUGAGCGGACUUCUCCAGUAUCUACAAUAUCAGGCAACCAUACCUCUAUCUCCUCUCGUAUUGAUUUAUCCAGCAACGCAACUUCGAGAGGGUCUUUAUCGUCCCGUGAGUAUCCACCAAGUUGGAUGCCAAACAAUACAAAGAAUAUGCCACCAAGCGGCGUAAACUUUUACGCAAACGCUCCGCCAAUGCGCGGUAGAGAUGCGUGAUUACAGCGAUUUCAAUCUUUAUUAUUUGUAAAUCAUUAUCAAAAAUAAAUAUUCCAAACCAGUA